Nannizzia gypsea CBS 118893 is the source of this 3342-nucleotide messenger RNA. Its product is annotated as cation-transporting ATPase pma1. Gene Ontology annotation, molecular function: ATP binding; P-type sodium:potassium-exchanging transporter activity; ATP hydrolysis activity. The transcript has a single exon. The record is from RefSeq and is a predicted model, not a curated record. Gene Ontology annotation, cellular component: membrane. Gene Ontology annotation, biological process: intracellular sodium ion homeostasis; sodium ion export across plasma membrane; intracellular potassium ion homeostasis. The coding region runs from base 1 to 3342 and encodes 1113 amino acids. Lineage: Eukaryota; Fungi; Ascomycota; Eurotiomycetes; Onygenales; Arthrodermataceae.
AUGCCUCCUCAAGGCGAUGCACCUGUUGGUGACGACAAGGAACCAGCCGAUAUAGAAAAGGGGGGUGAUUCUGAAGCGAAACCCAUCUCUGAAGGCCCCAAGCACAUCACCUUCCAGCAGCCAAAGGAAGAUGAUGAGCGCCCAAAUCGUCGUACCUCUGGUGAACGUGAGCGCCGCCGGUCGCGCUCCCGAAGCCGCCACUCCUUCAACAGCGCCCGUGGAGGCGCUGGAGGUAACCCCCUUACCGGUAUUCCCAUCGAGUUCCGCACGCUGUCCAUCCAAAUCAGCGAAUCUCGUAAUGUCACCACCGAGAUUGUCAAGGGAGAUUCCAGCCGCACAAGCGUCCACAGCGACAAGGAGUACUUCGAGAAGUUUGACUUCCAUCUUCUCCCUCGAGACAGAUUAUGCCAGCAAUUUAACGUCUCAUCCGAACAGGGCCUCAGCGCCGAGGCCGCCAGCACUCGUCUUCAGCGAGAUGGAAAGAACACCAUCCCUCGUCGUCGCCCAAACUACCUUCGCAAGAUCCUCGGAUAUGUCUUUGGUGGCUUCUGUUCCGUUCUGUGGGUGGGUGUGAUUAUCUUCUUCGUCUGCUGGAAGCCCCUUAGCAACCCUCCCUCUCCGGCGAACCUGGGCAUGGCCAUUCUCGUCCUCAUAGUCAUCUUCCUCCAAGCUGGCUUCUCGGCCUUCCAGGACUGGUCAACCAGCCGUGUGAUGAAUUCCAUUCUUGACCUUCUACCCUCUGAGGCCCAUGUCCUUCGUGAUGGAAACAUCAUUCGAGUUCCGGCUACCGAGCUUGUCGCCGGCGAUAUCGUUCACAUCUCAUCUGGUAAUAAGGUGCCGGCGGACAUGAGGUUGAUUUCUAGCUCUGGUGAUGUCCGCUUCGACAGAUCAGUGCUCACUGGAGAGUCUGACGAGGUUGAAGGUGCCCUUGACGCAACUGAACACAACUUCCUAGAGACACGAAACAUUGCAUUCAUGGGUACCGGUGUCACGAAUGGCCGUGCUGUCGGAGUGGUCGUCUUGACUGGUGGUCGCUCGCUUAUGGGACGCAUUGCCAUGGUCACUACCAAUGUCAAAGAGAAGCCGACGUUGAUCCAAAAGGAAAUCAGCCGCUUUGUUCGUAUUAUUGUUGGCAUGACUUGCAUACUGGCUUCCCUGCUCUUGUUUAGCUGGGUGGGCUGGAUUAGGAUUAAACACGCCGGAUUCAUGGAUGUCGUUGCAAUGUUGAACAACGUCCUCGGAUGCGUCGUAGCCUUUAUCCCUGAGGGUAUGCCCGUUGGAGUCGCCCUCACCAUGAUGAUGAUUGCCCAUCGCAUGAAAUCUGCCAACAUUUUGCCCAAAGGCCUUUCAACCGUGGAGACCCUUGGCUGUGUCAACGUUCUCUGCUCCGACAAAACCGGGACGCUGACUCAAAACUUGAUGACCGUCAAGUCAAUCGGUCUUGUAGACAAGGAAUAUAACAUCGAGGAGUUUAAUGACGAAGUCAAAGAAGGUAAGCGCGGUAAUGCUCUUGCAGAAUUCCAUCGCGGUUCUAUCCUUUGCAAUGAUGCCUUCUUCGAGCCCGCUACCAUGAGCCAGCCUCUUGAUGAGAGAACCAUCAAUGGCAACGCAACGGACUGCGCCAUACUGCGCCUUGCAGAAGCUGCAUCUGCAUCCAAGCGUGUUGUUUCUGAAAGCGACAGGGUUUUCCAGAUCCCCUUCAACUCGCAGAGCAAGUGGAUGCUCACAAUGCAUAAACCACAGGGCACGAUUGACCCAUCCAGUUAUGAGGUUUUUGUGAAAGGUGCACCAGAUGUUCUCCUCCCAAUGUGCACCUCCUACUGGUCAGCAAAAGAGAACAGAGUUAUGCGACUGAACGAGGCAGCAAAACGGCAACUGUCGGCCUUCCAGGAAAAGUUAUCUCGGAAGGCUGAGAGAGUCAUCCUUCUCUGCCAGCGACAAUAUGCUCCUCAGGCACCACUUGGCUCAAACUAUUUCGGUGAUGAGGUCAAGGUGAACUGUACCAAAGACCUGACAGUAAUCGGCUUGUACGGCAUUAUCGACCCUCCACGCCCGGAAGCAAGGUCAACAAUUGCUUCCUGUCGUCACGCUGGUAUCCGAUUCUUCAUGGUUACGGGAGACUUUGGCUUGACAGCAACUGCAAUUGCACGCGAUAUUGGUAUUUUCUCUGGCACUGCCGACCCUGACCGUGUUUGCGAGUUUGAUGGCAAGGCUACUUCUUCCGGUGGAAUGAAGAACAAUGCCCAGCUAGCUUCCGAAUUUUCUUCAAAGAGCCUGUUGGUUGAAGGGCCUGAAAUUUCUUCUCUCACUCAGAAUGACUGGGACAAGAUUUGUCAGUAUGAGGAGAUUGUCUUUGCUCGAACCACCCCCGAGCAGAAGCUCCGCAUUGUCGAAGAGCUCAAGGACCGUGAUAAUGUCGUGGCUGUCACUGGUGAUGGUGUAAAUGAUGCUCCUGCUCUCCGAGCUGCGGAUGUGGGAAUUGCCGUGGUCUCCGGGAGUGACGUUGCCAUCGAGGCUGCUGAUCUCGUCCUGAUGGACAAAUUCGACUCUAUUGUUCAGGCUGUCCGACUAGGUCGUCUUGUUUUCCAGAAUCUCCAGAAGUUAAUCAGUUACCUCCUCCCAGCUGGAAGUUGGUCAGAGAUAUGGCCAGUGCUCAUGAACCAGUUCAUCGGUGUUCCGCUUCCGCUGAGUUCCUUCUUGAUGAUCAUCAUUUGCGUGUUCACUGAUCUGUUCCUCUCACUCUCCCUAAUAAUGGAGAAGGAAGAGUUCGACCUCCUGAGCCUCCCACCGCGUAACCACAAGAAGGACCACUUGAUUAACUUCAAGAUAUAUGCCCAAUCAUACCUGUUCAUCGGCGUGAUGGAAACGAUCUGCGCCCACGCGAUGUUCUUCUUAUACAUGUACCGCAAGGCCGGUAUUCCGUUCCAUGCUCUCGUUUUUGCAUAUGAAAAGUACACAGAUGGUUUCUAUGGGUAUACGAAAGCCGAGCUCGUGAACUUCAAUAAUGUUGGGCAGUGUGUCUAUUUUGUCACCCUGGUGGUCCUGCAAUGGGGGAACAUCCUGUCCAUCCGAAACAAGCGCCUUUCCAUUCUGCAGGCAGACCCAAUUCGAAAGCAGCGCCGAAACCCCUGGCUUGCAGGCGCGGUAUUAGUUUCGCUGGCCAUCGCAGUUUUCGUUACUCAGACGCCUGGUAUCAACAAACUAUUCAACACCGCUCCAGUGCCUAUUGAACACUGGCUGCUACCACUUCCGCUGGCGGUUGGUAUCCUCUGCAUGGAUGAGUUUAGAAAGUUGUUGGUGCGCUUGUUCCCAAAGGGGCCUAUUGCUAAGAUUGCCUGGUAA